Molecule: messenger RNA, 396 nt
Organism: Durusdinium trenchii
Lineage: Eukaryota; Dinophyceae; Suessiales; Symbiodiniaceae
Source: the annotation of a GenBank genome assembly
AUGGGGCCUUGGGAGAGGGCUGGGAACUACAUGAUCCUCGCCUGCAUUUCCUUCCUCUUCGUGGGUCUCCUCAUCGGCAUCAUCCUGAGCUUCGACAUAGUGAUCAUGGGCAUUGCCAUGGGCGCCGGCGUCGCACUGGCUUUGCUCGGAUUCUUCGUGCACCAGUGUUUCUUGAGGAACAUGGAGCGAAUGCACAUGGACACGGUGCACAUGCUUUGUGCUGAGGUUUCUCAGGAGACUGAAAACCUGAGCAUGCAGUUGCGCAAAGCUCAGCGCUCCCUGGCAUUACACGGUGAAGCUCGAGAGAGCUCCGGGACCGACGGUGGAGUUCAUGGUCGUCUCAAGGAAGACUGGAGCAGACUCAACUCAACUGGUGUCAACCAGCACUUCAGAUGA